AUGUCAUCUCCAGUUAAAAUUAAAUACCCCAUUAAUAAAAUACCAUUUGAUUAUUCAAAGUUUCUUAAGCAAAUAGAUCAUAAAAAUGCAACAAAAAUUGCAAGAAUGGUUAAAAAUUUUGAAUUAGAAUUUGAAAGACAUCCUAGAACAAUUAAUGAUCAAAUCAAAUUUGUGCGCGAAUUUUUAGACUUUAUAACAGGAAAAAUGCGUGAAUGUGAGUUGUGGAGGAAUGCGUCAGAACAAGAAUUUGAAAACGCAAAAGAAGGAAUAGAAAAAUUAGUGAUGAAUCGAUUACACAAAUUAACUUUUACACCUGCAAUUAAAGGACCACCCGUUACUGAUGAUAUAGAACGUGAUAAUAUUUUAUAUCAAAAAAUUGAAAUAUUUAGAUGGGUUAGAGAACAACAUUUAGAUAUUCCGAUUACUCCACACAAUGAAGCAUUUUUUGACUUUGCUAAAAAAGAAUUAUUAAAGAUAAAUGAUUAUAAAGCUCCAAGAGAUAAGCUUAUUUGCAUACUUAAUUGUUGUAAAGUUAUAUAUGGUUUAAUAAAACUUGUUGAUGGUGAAGAAGGAGCUGAUAAAUUUUUACCAGUAUUAAUUUUUGUUAUUUUAAAAGCAAAUCCCGAAUAUUUGAUGUCUAAUGUUCAAUUUAGGAGUCCAGAAAAAUUACAAUCUGAAGCUGGUUAUUAUUUAUCUAGUUUAAUGAGUGCAAUUUCUUUUAUUGAAAAUAUGGACCUCCAUUCAUUGACCAUAACAAAAGAAGAAUUUGACAAAAAUAUUGAGAUGACAAUGAAGGAGCUUGACAGAGAACGACCAAAACUUGCAGAAAAUACUCGAGAAAUUAAUUACGAAAAUGCCAUACAUCCAUUAUCCAGAUCAAUUGCUCAGAAUAAUAAUAAAGGUACAAUUAUAAAUCAUGCACAAGCAAAAGCAAUAUUUGAAAAAGGCACUAUUAUUGCUCAGAAAACAAUUCAAAAACCUUUAGAUAUUGUAGGGAAAAUAUUAUCAGAUCUUAAUCAAGACAUUCAAAAUAAUAAUAACAAUGGCAUUGGUAUUAAUAAUGAGAUGAUAACAAUGGGACCACAAAGAAUGGAAAGGUCAUUAUCAUUAGAAUCCACAUCAUCUCAUGAUUCACGUGAUUAUGCUCAUAUAGAAGAAGAAGUCAACCGAGUUACCAAACGAGAUAUCCAAAAAUCAUUAGAAUCGCUUAAAAGCAUGUUCCCCAACAUAGAAUCAGAUUUAUGUAAAGAGGUUUUUUAUGGUAAAGAGUGUAAUAUAAAUGAGGCGAUUGAUAAAUUGCUGGAAAUUGCUAGCCCGUUUUUAAUGACCAAGAGUGAGCAUGGGGAAGGGGAUGCGAUUGAUUUUGUUGAUUUGAAUAAACUUUCACUUGAUCCUGAAAAUAACAUUGUCACUCCUUCCACUGCUAGUUUUACCACUUUUAUAACACAGAUCAUGCGUUAUAUUCAUUCCAGUUAA
Messenger RNA from Entrophospora sp. SA101, 1476 nucleotides. The record is from the annotation of a GenBank genome assembly. Lineage: Eukaryota; Fungi; Glomeromycota; Glomeromycetes; Entrophosporales; Entrophosporaceae.